AUUGCAUACUUUACAACAAAAAGUGCAUGCUUUAAAAGAAGCGUUUUGCUUUUACAUCCCAUCUAUGUCAUGCGAAUGCGAAUAAAUCUGUAGGAAACCUUUAUUUCGAAGCGUUAAAGCUUCAGGCUGGCUGGAUGCAGCAGGGAUUUUCUGUCUAAAUUAAAUGGCAGCAGGCAGACAAUCAUGUGAACGAUUGAAAGAUAAAUAAUCAUGUUUGCUGCAUGGAAUAAUAAUUUUAAAAAAUAAUGGUUAUUUUCCGUUGAACAGACUCCACAUUUCAAGUCAGCUAUUUGUGCAAUUACGACUUAUUUCUCUGUCGCGCGACUUGGACUUGGCUCCUAUUCAGUGCUGAAGAUUGGAAGCUAGCUGGUCAGGUAGCGACAAGCAGCCACAUCAGCACCGUUGAGAUUUCAUUAUGGCAGAUAGUAUCAUGAGCAAGGCUGCUACCAUGGAGAUCCCCAUUAAUAGCAAUGGAGAUACAGGGACUCUCCCAGAGGAUGACAGCUUGGAGCAGGAUCUGCAGCAGGUGAUGGUGUCUGGACCCAACCUGAACGAAACCAGCAUUGUAUCGGGAGGUUAUGGGGGGCCUGCAGGAGGUAUCAUUCCUACCAGCUCUAUCAAAGGGCCUGCAAUUCGCUUCAAUCCUGAGUAUCUGGACAGAAGACAAGCCUCUGCACCAGGACCAGACAUUCGCAUGAAAUCCAGGGGUGUUAACUUGCCUAACUCUUCAACCAGUCGACUUGUUCAUCACGCAGACCAGCAUCCAGGGUCUUUAAAUCAUAACACUAAUUCAACUGAAGAGCUUUCUCGUGGUGUGGCAGUGGAGAAAUUGGACAGUGUAAAGAAAUGGGGCAUUAAUACAUACAAGUGUACAAAGCAGAUGUUCUCGGAGAAGUUUGGCAGAGGCUCACGAACUGUAGACCUGGAACUUGAGGCUCAGAUUGAUGUGCUGAGAGACACCAAGAGCAAGUACGAAAACAUCCUAACCCUGGCAACUGCACUCGUCACCCAUUUUCAAAAUAUGGUGCAGACGCAACAGGCUCUAGGAGACACAUUCACUGACCUGAGCCAGAAGUCUCCAGAGUUACAGGAUGAGUUUGGGUAUAACGCAGAAACACAAAAGCUGCUGUGUAAGAAUGGUGAGGCUCUGCUUGGUGCCAUUAACUUCUUUGUGUCCAGUGUGAAUACCCUGGUUAAUAAAACCAUGGAGGACACUUUGAUGACUAUCAAGCUGUAUGAAAAUGCAAGACUUGAGUUUGAUGCAUAUCGUUCUGAUCUGGAAGAGCUGAGCUUGGGUCCAAGGGAUGCAGCAGCCAUGGUUCGUAUUGAGAUGGCUCAGCAUGAGUUCCAGAUCCACAGAGAAAAAUAUGAAAGGCUUCGGAGUGACGUCACCAUUAAGCUUAAAUUCCUGGAAGAAAAUAAGGUGAAGGUGAUGCAUAAGCAGCUUCUUCUCUUCCAUAAUGCAAUCUCAGCUUAUUUUGCUGGCAACCAGCAGCAGUUGGAACAAACUUUAAUACAAUUCAAUGUAAAGGUGAAGCCCCCAGGAUCAGACAAACCAUCCUGGCUGGAGGAGCAGUAAUGAGCACACAAGAGUUCAGCUGCUUAGCGUAUACAGUUGCACCCUGAUCAGUGAGAACCGUGACAUGUGGAUAGAUGGACAAAAAUGAAAUGGUAAAAGGAGUAUAUUGUAGGAUCAGAAGCAACUGGAGAUUUCUCGUUUUUGUAAUGUUUUUCCACUAUGAUUUAUUACAUUGAUGACAGGAUUUGUUUUGUCUAAAUCUCAACUUUCUUUUGUCAUUUUGUUACUCUUUAUAGUUAGCACAAUCAUUUGAACAUAAAUCACUUUAUUUAAGUACGAGAUCAUGGUCUAGUAGGGGAGAUUCCCCUAUGCAGUUUUUGCACAUUAUUUUGUUGUUGCUUUUUUUUUUUUAUGUUGUCUAAAGAUAUCUUUGUCUUUUCUGUGUAUAUCAAAUUGGAGGAACUCCACAUUGAAUUAGUGAAUAAGUGAGACACUGUUAUGAGAUAUAGCCCUUAUUUUCUGAAACUUAUUCUCCACUUAUUUGCAGUUUUCACUGAAAAAAAUAUCAGAAUAUGGCAUCUUUUUCUAAAAUUAGCCUACUUGCUUUUUACUCUCCCUUUUAUGGAAUUCCUGCCUAAAUGCUCUAAUAAUGUAUAAGAUCAAAUAUAUUGGCAAUAUAUUCAUUUUGUCUAACUCACUACUUUGGUCUUCUAAAUUUUGAAACUCUCAGAUACAUUAUGUUGUUAUGAAUGGAGCAACGUGUAUUUUUCUUUUAUUUUUCUCUUCAGAUGGAAACACAUUGAAACAGACUUAAAGCAGAUGUACAAUUUAUGUUUUCCAGUUUUUGGCAUCAGUGUAUUUGUUUGAUAUUUGAAUACAAAAUGCUAAAUUCCUUACUAUUAUAAGAGAUCUAAAUCUAAACAUAGCCACUAUUUGUUUAGUUAUAUUACAAUAGAAGGUGCCAUUGUGCAACUAUGAAGUCUUAUUCUUCAAGUCUCAGUGCCACAUGCACAUUUCAUUUACAAAUCUCUGUCUUUCCAAGAUAGAAUGUAUGAGUACAUUUGUCAUAUUUUGUGUUAUUCAUUCACUUCUUUGUAACAUGGCAUUGUAUGUUACUGGUAUUUCUUUAAGGUUCUAGUCAGCUGGUUGUGUUUAUCUUGUUCUGCAUAUUCAAUAAAGUGCUGGAUGUUUUAUUUCA
Molecule: messenger RNA, 2717 nt
Organism: Melanotaenia boesemani (Boeseman's rainbowfish)
Lineage: Eukaryota; Metazoa; Chordata; Actinopteri; Atheriniformes; Melanotaeniidae
Product: arfaptin-2-like
Exons: 10
Coding region: 416-1579 (387 amino acids)
Biological process (GO): regulation of Arp2/3 complex-mediated actin nucleation; intracellular protein transport
Cellular component (GO): trans-Golgi network membrane
Molecular function (GO): protein domain specific binding; phospholipid binding
Source: RefSeq, a predicted model, not a curated record